Echinops telfairi (small Madagascar hedgehog) is the source of this 1292-nucleotide messenger RNA. RefSeq names its product glutamate rich 5 (gene ERICH5). The transcript has 2 exons. Bases 1 to 1131 code for a protein of 376 amino acids. The record is from RefSeq and is a predicted model, not a curated record. Lineage: Eukaryota; Metazoa; Chordata; Mammalia; Afrosoricida; Tenrecidae.
AUGAAUGACCAAAAAGUCACUUCAAAUAAGUGUUUGCCAAGGAGAGCACAGAAUGAGUCUUGCUUCGCCCAACCUCAACCAUGUAAAACGGGGAAAAAGCCCACUGUUGAUGGCAGCGUUCCAAGAGAAAACCUUUCUCCAUCAGAAAAGCCCAACAUCUCUACGGCGUCUACAGCUAAUGGUGUUAAAUCCCUCCAUGAACAGCCCCUGGUCUCCACAAGAGAGGAUAUAACUGAUCAACCAAGAUCCACCGCCGAGGGAUUAGCCGAUCAACUGGGACCCACAGAGCAGGGAGCUCAGCUUCUCGAGGGAGCUCAGGAAUCUGGGCCCCCUCAGCCAGCUGGCAAAAAUGAGACGCCGGGAGCGGACAAAAAGGAGAAAGACAGAGAAACAGCGACAACUCGGCCUUUGGAAGGGAAUGCUGAGACUGAGCUCUUAGGAACAGAAGCUGAGCGUCCGUGUGUGAGGAUGGCUGGAAAUCAGACCUCGCUUGGAGCAGUAGAAGACACCGCGAGUCCACACGCUGCAGGAGGGAUGGAGCCGCUAGGACCAGCCAAGGCCAUGCAGCCUCGGGGAACAGCAGGAGAGCUACAAGCUCCAGAAGCGGUGGAUAAGGAUGACCAGUUCCAGAUUCCAGAAAUCGUUCCCCAAGAGAAUGAAGCUCCAGAAAUACCGGAGGGCAGUCAACUUGGGGAAACAGCUGAAGAGCAGCAGCUUCAAGCCACAGAGGGAAAAGAUGGGCAGCCUCCACUUCUAGACACAAUUCCCAGAGAGACUGGAACAUCAGAACUAUCAGACAGAAGUCGGAUUAUGGAGGCAGCUGUAGACGCUGAUUCUCUCCACAAAGCUCUGGAAGUUCCUGGAAGCAUGGGACACAUCCAGCUAGAGGGAACAGUUGGAAGCUUGGAGCAUCCAGCAGGGAUGAUAGAGGCAGAGACAAGUGUGGAACUGGUCCGGGAAAUUCACACCAACCAUUCACAGCACAUUGAAGGAGAGACUGGAGAAGAGAUCAUCGGAACGGAGAAGGAGGGUGAGGACGUGCGUGAAGGGGUUGAAACAAAAGAAGAGGAAACGGGAGAAGCUGUGGACUGUCCAGCAGCCGCAGGCAGAGCUGGUAUCGUGGUUGAAUGAUGUGCGGCCGUGGGCUUUGAUAACAGAGAUGACGUAAAAAAAACGGCAGUGAUGCUGUGGUCAUUGAUGUUAGCUCUCAACAUCUACAUGCUUUGUGCAAGGAGUGUGAUUAUAGAGAAGUGGUUGGGUCUCGGGAUGAUAACAAUGUGCUCUUGUUUAUG